AUGCUGCUUCCAACCAAGAUUUCGAUUCUUCUGGUCCUCACGCUGGCUCUUCUCAGCACAUUUCCAGGUGGUUAUGGAUCGGAGACUUCUACAUCGUUGAAUGAUGAAGCAUAUCUCCAGGAGGCGAGAAAACUUGGCGACGACGGAGUGGCCGAUUACCCGAAUCCUGGUCCGAAUCCGAGACAUGACCCGCCACCUUCGUCCAAGGUUGUUGCAUUUGUUGAUCCUUAA
This is a messenger RNA of Oldenlandia corymbosa var. corymbosa, 231 nucleotides long. NCBI's taxonomy places the organism in Eukaryota, Viridiplantae, Streptophyta, Magnoliopsida, Gentianales, Rubiaceae. The record is from the annotation of a GenBank genome assembly.